AAAAGCUUCAAUGGACUUCAACUUGAAUGAAUCUCCAUAAAAAAAAGGAAAAAAAAACACAAUUUCCCUUCGAUUUUUACCUUAUCAUAACUUCGGUUUCUUUGAAUUUUCAACCCUGGGUAUCAAGUAUCGAUCUCUUUUUUAUGCUUAGUGAGUCCAGUUCAACUUUAGACAUGUGAAACCCAGAAUCUUUAGUGCAAAAUUUCUCGUUUUUCUGGGUUUUGGAUCGGGGUUUUUUUUUUCUUUUCAAGUGAUGAAAAAUUCAAGUGGUGGAAAAGGAUCCAUGUCGACUGCUAGUUCAAUUACUACUUGGAAAGCAGGAGAUGUAGUUCCAGUUCCAGAUCAGUUCCCUGCUGGUUUGCGUGUGCUUGUUGUUGAUGAUGAUCCAACAUGUCUCAUAAUCUUGGAAAAAAUGCUAAGAAAUUGUUCAUAUGAUGUUACCAAAUGCAAUCGAGCCGAGACCGCAUUAUUGAAGCUACGCGAGAACAGAAACGGGUUCGAUAUCGUUAUCAGCGAUGUCCAUAUGCCAGACAUGGAUGGAUUCAAACUUCUCGAGCAUAUUGGUUUGGAGAUGGAUCUCCCUGUCAUCAUGAUGUCGGCGGAUGAUGGAAAAGAUGUUGUCAUGAAAGGUGUUACACACGGUGCCUGCGAUUACCUAAUCAAACCAGUUCGAAUUGAGGCACUGAAGAACAUAUGGCAACAUGUGGUUCGGAAGAGGAAGAAUGAGUGGAAAGACUUGGAGCAGUCGGGAAGUGUAGAAGAAGGAGAUCGGCAGCCAAAACAAUCUGAAGACGCAGAUUACUCAUCCUCGGUUAAUGAAGGAAAUUGGAAAAGCUCGAAAAAGAGGAAGGAUGAUGAAGAUGAAACUGAGGAUAGAGAUGAUACAUCCACGCUAAAGAAGCCGAGGGUUGUUUGGUCCGUUGAGCUCCAUCAACAGUUCGUUGCAGCUGUUAAUCAACUAGGCAUCGACAAGGCUGUCCCGAAGAAAAUUUUGGAGUUGAUGAACGUUCCUGGCCUUACCCGAGAAAAUGUUGCUAGCCAUCUUCAGAAAUAUCGGUUGUAUCUUAGAAGGCUGAGUGGGGUAUCACCACACUCAUGUAAUCCGAAUAAUUCUUUUAUGAACCCCCAAGAUGAAACUUUCGGUCCGCUGUCUUCAGUCCAUGGGCUCGAUCUGCAAACGCUUACUGCCACUGGUCAACUUCCUGCACAAUGUCUUGCCACACUCCAAGCAGCUGUGCUCGGUCGGUCAACUGCUAAAUCGAGCAUACCUAUGCCCCUUGUUAAUCAAAGAAACAUUUUUAGUUUUGAAAAUCCAAAGUUGAGAUUUGGAGAAGGGCAGCAACAACAUGUGAACAAUAAUAAUAAGCAAGUAAAUUUACUUCAUGGAAUUCCAACAACAAUGGAGUCAAAGCAGCUUACCAGCUUGCGCCGCACCUCACAAUCGAUAGGAAACGUAAGUAUGCAAGUUGCUCCCCACGGUGCACAAAGCAGUCAAAACAACUCAUCAUUGAUCGAGAUGGGUCAGCCAUUGUCGAGAGUCCAGAUACUGAACGAUUCAACUGUUCCAUUAUCUGUGGGGCAGCCUAUAGUACCAAAUGGAAUUGCUGCAAAUGUCUCUACACGAAAUGGGAUUCCAGAAAAUAUCCGAGCCCCUGGUUAUAAUCUGGUUUCACAGACCUCUUCGAUAUUGAAUUUCCCCAUGAAUCAUGCUUCCGAACUACCUGUUGAUUCUUUCUCCCUCAGAAGUACACCGGGAAUGUCUGAUCACACAUCGAAAGGUGCUUUUCACGAAGAUUUUAACUCAGAAAUUAAAGGAUCAGGGGGAUUCUUGCCUACUUACGAUGUAUUUAAUGACUAUCAAUAUAAAUCCCAAAAUUGGGAGCUACAGAAUGCAGGCAUGAUAUUAGAAGACUCUCAGCAUUCAAACUCUCUUCAAGGCAACCUUGAUCUCGCGCAAUCGGUUUUAGUUCAACAAGGAUUUCCUUCGGGCCAAAUAAAUGGACAAAACAGGAGUGUACCCAUUGUAAGCAAGGCGAUGUUCUCAGCCGGAGAUAGUACAGAACCUGGGAAUCUGCUAAAUGUCAAUCAUCAUCUCAACACAAUUCGUGCUGAAAAUACGGUUCGGGUCAAGUCCGGGAGUGUUGCAGAUGGGAAUCCUUCCAAUCUAUUUGCCGAUCACUUCGGACAAGAGGAUCUCAUGAUUGCUCUUCUGAAACAGCAACAAGGCAUCGCACCAGCCGAAAACGAGUUCGAUUUCGAUGGGUAUUCCUUGGAUAAUAUCCCAGUGUAGGUGAUCUCCUAUCGCACUACACCAUUAUAUGAUGUACAUAAUAUCUCUUCUGAAAUCAAUGACUGGGACCUCAAGUUCAUGUUUCUUCAAGAAACUGGAUUUGCUUCGCUCCAAGAACUGCAUCAAGAAACUGGAUUUGCUUCGCUCCAAGAACCGCAUCAAGAAACUGGAUUUGCUUCGCUCCAAGAACUGCAUCAUCGUUUGCAAAUGUCAUGCUCUGCCAGUUUCUUUUGAACAUAACAGGAUCUGAUGAAUGGAUAAUCAAGACGGAUGAGUAACCUUAGGAAGAUCAUGCUGGUGCAUGAUAUGCUAAGGAAUUUCGGUCGAAAAUUUUUAUCGUUUUCAGUAACCAAAUCCGGCUUGACUGACUAAUUUUUAGGGUGAUUUUUGAUGUUGUCCAGCAGCAUUCCAAGUUGUGGAGGACCAUUUUUAAACAGGGCCACUUGUAGGCUUUCUACAUGAAAUUUGCUGCCUUUUUCUUCUUGAAUUGAUUUGUGAUGUACAUAUAUAUUUACUCUAGACAUAAGUCUGGGCAUUGAAUUCUGGUAAAUUUUCAUUGUAUCUGUAUUUAUCAUUUGAUUUUUAUAUAAAACUGGUUAUUGAA
Messenger RNA from Gossypium raimondii (Peruvian cotton), 2894 nucleotides. Its product is annotated as two-component response regulator ARR2. Bases 254 to 2290 code for a protein of 678 amino acids. Lineage: Eukaryota; Viridiplantae; Streptophyta; Magnoliopsida; Malvales; Malvaceae. Gene Ontology annotation, biological process: phosphorelay signal transduction system; cytokinin-activated signaling pathway. The record is from RefSeq and is a predicted model, not a curated record. Gene Ontology annotation, molecular function: DNA-binding transcription factor activity; DNA binding. The transcript is spliced from 6 exons.